This is a messenger RNA of Silurus meridionalis, 714 nucleotides long. RefSeq lists its product as uncharacterized. NCBI's taxonomy places the organism in Eukaryota, Metazoa, Chordata, Actinopteri, Siluriformes, Siluridae. Bases 1 to 714 code for a protein of 237 amino acids. The record is from RefSeq and is a predicted model, not a curated record. The transcript is spliced from 5 exons.
AUGUUUACUAUCAUUUUCAUGUGUCUGUGGUUUUCAAUAGGUGACUCCAUGGCAGAUUCAAUAAAGCCACUUCUUACUCAUAAAGUUGUAGAUGAAGGUGAUGAUGUUACUCUGUCCUGCAGCUACAAAGACUUUAGUGGUUCUGUAGGGAAUCUGCAGUGGUACAAACAAGAUCCAAAAUCUAAUCCUAAAUUCAUUCUUUAUAUUUAUGAAAGUGGAGCUUUAAGUCCCAACAACCCACCAAGAACAAAUGCUAAAGUUCAUGGAAAUAAACAAGUGGAUCUGAUCAUCUCCUCUGCUGCUGUAUCAGACUCUGCACUGUACUACUGCGUUAUAUUCAUGUGUCUGUGGCUUUCACUAGGUGACUCAAUGGGAGAUUCAAUAAACCCAAGAUUCACUCAUAAAGUUGUAAAUGAAGGUGAUGAUGUUACUCUGUCCUGCAGCUACAGCACAAGUGCUACAUACAGCUACCUGCACUGGUACAGACAACAUCCAAAAUCUAACCCUAAAUUCCUUCUUUAUAUUUAUGAUUUAAGUGGAGAUAAAAGUGACUCAAUUCCACCACGUCUGGAUGUUAAAGUGGAUAAAACUAAUAAACAAGUGAAUCUGAUCAUCUCCUCUGCUGCUGUAUCAGACUCUGCUCUAUACUACUGUGCUCUGGCGCCCACAGUGACAGGAAAUCCAGCUGCUCUGUACAAAAACCUCGAAAUCUAA